This is a messenger RNA of Penaeus vannamei (Pacific white shrimp), 2345 nucleotides long. RefSeq names its product tubulin beta-4B chain. Gene Ontology annotation, biological process: microtubule cytoskeleton organization; mitotic cell cycle. Gene Ontology annotation, molecular function: GTPase activity; GTP binding; structural constituent of cytoskeleton. The record is from RefSeq and is a predicted model, not a curated record. Gene Ontology annotation, cellular component: cytoplasm; microtubule. Lineage: Eukaryota; Metazoa; Arthropoda; Malacostraca; Decapoda; Penaeidae.
UUCUGGGAAAUUAUCAGCGACGAGCAUGGCAUCGACCCCAUGGGAGUGUACCAGGGCACGAACCGCGACAUCGAGGAGCUGCAGCUGGAGAGAAUCAACGUGUACUUUAACGAAGGCUCCGGCUACCACCACUACGUCCCUCGGGCUAUUUUGGUUGAUCUCGAACCCGGCACGAUGGACUCCGUGAAGGCCGGCCCUUAUGGACAACUCUUCAAGCCAGAUAACUUCGUGUUCGGUCAGAGCGGCGCAGGGAACAACUGGGCGAAGGGACACUACACAGAAGGCGCUGAAUUGGUCGACUCCGUACUCGACGUCGUCAGGAAAGAGGCCGAGAACUGCGACUGUCUCCAGGGCUUCCAGCUGGCACACUCCCUCGGCGGUGGCACUGGCUCGGGCAUGGGCACUCUCCUCAUCUCCAAGAUCCGAGAGGAAUACCCCGACAGGAUCAUGAACACUUUCUCCGUCGUGCCAUCCCCCAAGGUAUCUGACACUGUGGUCGAGCCCUACAACGCCACCCUCUCGGUCCACCAGCUGGUUGAGAACACGGACGAAACCUACUGCAUCGACAACGAAGCUCUCUACGACAUCUGCUUCCGCACCCUCAAGCUCGCCAACCCGACCUACGGUGACCUGAACCACCUGGUCUCGCUCACGAUGUCCGGCGUGACCACCUGCCUCCGAUUCCCCGGCCAGCUGAACGCCGACCUCAGGAAGCUGGCCGUGAACAUGGUGCCGUUCCCUCGCCUCCACUUCUUCAUGCCCGGCUUCGCCCCGCUCACCGCCCGCAACGCCGUCGGAUACCGCACCCUCAACGUCCCCGAACUCACGCAGCAGAUGUUCGACGCCAAGAACAUGAUGGCGGCGUGCGACCCGCGCCACGGCCGCUACCUGACCGUGGCCGCCGUGUUCCGAGGCAAGAUGUCCAUGAAGGAGGUCGACGAACAGAUGCUCAACAUCCAGAACAAGAACACGCCCUACUUCGUCGAAUGGAUCCCCAACAACGUGAAGACCGCCGUGUGCGACAUCCCGCCGCGAGGCCUCAAGAUGGCCGCCACCUUCAUCGGCAACUCGACCGCCAUCCAGGAGAUCUUCAAGCGCAUCUCCGAGCAGUUCACCGCUAUGUUCAGGCGCAAGGCUUUCCUCCACUGGUACACGGGCGAGGGCAUGGACGAGAUGGAGUUCACGGAGGCCGAGUCCAACAUGAACGACUUGGUGUCCGAGUACCAGCAGUACCAGGAGGCCACCGUGGAGGACGAGGAGGACUUCGAGGAGGAGGACGCCCAGGUGGAGACCGACUAAAUCUGUCAGCGGAGACUCGACCAAAUCAAAAACAAGGAAAGAAAAAGGAAAACGCACGUGAUUAUUGUUCCUGCCGAAUCCGAUCCAAUCAUGAAUAUAUAUCAGCAAAAAACAUAUCCCCAGGAAGGCCCUCCGCGGCGCCGCCUUCUGCUUCUCUUCCUCCAAGACACCGGAGCGCCGCGGGUCCGACCUGGCGUGGCUAAGGAUCGCCCUGUAGCCUCGUCCCUCCUUCGGGCUCUUGCACUCUGACUUCUGUUCUGGCCUUCUUCUGUUCCUCGUUCCCGUCUUCGUCACUCUCUCUUUCUCUUUAUCUCCCUUCUCUCUCUCUCUCUCCUUCUCUCUCUUCUCUCUUCUCUCUUCUCUUAUUCCUUCUCUUUCCUUCCUCCUUCCGUUCCUUCCUUCCUCCCUCCCUCUUUCUCGUUCCCUUCAUCCUCUUUUUGCCCCCUUCCCCCACCCCUUUCUCUUUCUUUCACCCUUCUUCCCUCCCUCUCCAUUUCUGUUUUGAUCUUUGCUUCUUUCACACUGUCAGAUAUUUUUUGCUGCGUCAAUGCUUCCCGACAUCCACUGCAUUCUUUAUCUUUUCCUCUUUUGGGAUUAAGCGUUGAUGUGCUUGAAGAUUCAAAAAAAGAGAAAAAUGAUAACUCAAUCAAAUACCAAAACAAUAAAAAGAAUCUAAUAAAUUAUUCAAACGUUAACUGGUGCUAUUUACAAACAAACAAACAAAACAUAAUGGAAAUAUAAUAUAAAAAUCAAUAUAAAAAACAUAUUUAUCAGAUAUCAAUGAACCUAUAUGUUCGAACGCUUUAAUGUUAUCUUAUAGCUAAUAUUGGUUCUAAUUAUCUUUGCAAUUGCAAGAAAACGCGCAGUGCAAGAUGCCUUUCGUCCCGUCCAACCUGUCAAGUUCCCCUUAAGAGUGUCAUAUGCCAUUUGUCAGGCGUUUUUGUGUCAGAUUGCUUUCAUACUAAUUGGUCCCAGGGUACCACGUCCCGACAGUGCCAUAAUUGGAGACUAUUGAUCCUACAUAUUAAAUUAUAUAUAUAAAAAAA